AUGCCACUGUCGUCAAGCACAAAGAGACGCAUCACCACGAUGUGUUCGUCUCUGUUCGCGCAACUUCGCUUGACAGCCAGCAACGAGCAGCGCAGCGAAGCCCGAUCGACCUCAUCUGCAAGCGAGCCUAGCAGGAAAGAUCCACUCACCCUUACGAGCAUCCCCUCAGAAAUCCGACAGACCAUAUUCGAGGAGGCGUACGGCGGAAAGCGCAUCCAAUGGCACAUACAAGCAUGUGGGAUCAGCCACACCUACUCCGUCAUCACGCAGAUGCUGAUCUCGAAGCAAUACUUUGCCGAAGCCCGAGCAGCACUUCUUCGCACAGCGAAGGCCAACAUCUGGAACUGCGUUUUGUGCUCCAGGUACAUUCAGGAUCCAGUCUUGGAAGAUUUCAGGCAGCUCAGAUUGCUCUUCCUUGAUUCAACAUACGGAUUCAAAGGUAACGCCAUGACAGUCACAAGAGUACUGUGUGGACUUCCGAGCCUGCAACGGGUUGAGUUGGCGCUGGUCGAGAGACUCCUGCUGAACAAUGUGUUCUGGAGUUGCUUUACUCAUCGCUCCGACAUGACUGAGGCCCAUCAAGCCGCGAGUCUGACAGAGAACGCUGGAUGCCAUGUGAGCGCCAAGUUCGAACAAUUGCUUCGGGAUUUCUGCAGGUUCCCUGCUCGAAGACGUGUUGCCAGAGGCGGCAGAGUUCCGCCGGAGCUGUUCGGAGUCUUGCAGGCCUGGCUGUGCCAGCGUCGCAGCUUCCAGGUAGUCUUGCACACAGGAAUCGACGGAAGUGUACGUGACCUGGCCCAAGUCAAGCUGUUCGAGAGGAACAACUAUACUGCAGAGCUCAACAUCUCGACUCGCGUGGUUGCCAUCACUGAAGACGAUGGUACCGAGGCCAAGUUAGUUGAGGGCGCAGACAUCGUGCUUAAGCAAUCAGUGCUGGAAGAUGUCUUUGAUGAAUGCCUCCCAUGGGGCGGGAUCUGUGGAUGA
Cyphellophora attinorum is the source of this 984-nucleotide messenger RNA. RefSeq lists its product as uncharacterized. Bases 1 to 984 code for a protein of 327 amino acids. The record is from RefSeq and is a predicted model, not a curated record. Lineage: Eukaryota; Fungi; Ascomycota; Eurotiomycetes; Chaetothyriales; Cyphellophoraceae. The transcript is spliced from 2 exons.